Molecule: messenger RNA, 1144 nt
Organism: Paramecium octaurelia
Lineage: Eukaryota; Ciliophora; Oligohymenophorea; Peniculida; Parameciidae
Source: the annotation of a GenBank genome assembly
AUAUUUAGAUAAUAUAUCUCCAAUGCUUUUUAGAUAAAAGGAAAAAGUUCCUAAAAAAGGAAAGGAUAGCUUUGGUGAGUUCAUGAAAAGAGAAAAAGAUUCUUGUUUACAAACUUAAAUGAAACUCUCAACAUUUAUCCAUAAAACUGUUCCAAAUGAUUAAGUCAAAUCUUAAUUAAGGUAUAUCAACCAUCAUUCCUAAGUUCUGCUCCAUACGCCUUAGAUGGUUCAUUGAUCAGGUUUGGUAAUACAUGGGAUGCCAAACAUUUAGGAACAUUUCUUUAAAAAAGUUAAUAUGCUUCUACUAGUGGAAGCUCUCUUCUAAUUACUGAACCAGUAGUAGUCUAAAAUACCACCAAAAACUAAAGUUUUUUUUUCAGAAAUUAAUAACCUAGAAAUUCAGAUGAUCAUGUGGAUUAUUUACAUUAACAUACAAUCAAUCAUUUAAUAAGUGAUCAUCCAACUCUAAAAAACGGACCCUAAUUUUUACAAAAGAAACUCCUCUCUGUACCUGAUAAAACAUUUGAUGAAUCUAAACUAAAUUAUGAAACAGAGACAAAAUUGAAAAAACCAAAAGAAUAGUUUUAAGACUUGCUAAUUGCUAAAGAAAAUCAAAGGAAAUUUCAUUAAUGGAGAUCAGAAUAUCAAGAUGUCAAUCGAGCAUUCAAAAAGGCUAAACAAUGUUUUAAAAGUGGAUUGUAUGCUUUAGAUAAUCCAUUAAAUGAUAAUACUGAGCUCUAUAAGGAAGAAAAUGUUAAAUUAAGAGGAUAAGAAAAGUAGAGUCUCAGGAAAAAAUUGGAGAGAUAUAAAUGUACACAUCAAUUCGAUAUCAUUCUUAGCACUUGAAAAAUUUACUUCAAGCAAUCCCUCCAUAGAAUUUUAGAAUAUAGCUCAUAAACCAUUAAGUUCUAAAUAGUCAGACCCUUUAUUUACAAAAGUUAGUUUCCCUUCUCAAAACUUUGAGUUGCAUGAUAAGUGGAAAAAGAAAAAAAUGAUAGACUAAAAUAUUGAUACUAAAAGUAGAUUAUUUGGAGAAAAUUCUAAAAAUAAGGCUAAUCCUCACAGAACUGUCUUUUCGAGAGAGUAAGAUUUUAGAGACAAAACCUAAAAUCCUGUACACCUAACAUAAAGUUUAAUUGGUUGA